AGUUCGCCUCUGCCUUCGACAGUGUUUGCCAACUGGACAGCAAUGGCGCACUUGACGCGUUUAGCUUCACUGUGGGCGGCGCUGCAGGUGUUUGUGGCCGCGGCCGAUGCGGCAACUUCGAAGAGCGCCAAAUGCCAUGCGCCGAAGGUAGACACCAAGUGUCAUUCUGAGGUCAUGUACGCAAUGCUGGAUGGUUUCGCAAAGCAUCCUGAGCACUACAUUGGUCUCACCACCAAGUCAAACUACCGAGACUUCCAGGCUUACUUUUGGAACCUUGGCAUGCACGACUGCCCUCGACCCUGCAUGGCACAGGAGGAGGCAUGCGUCAAGUUUGAUGAAAAAUACCCGUGCAUGCAAGACGUGAUGUGGGCUGCAUACCACGGCAUAGUGGAGAAUCCUGAGUGGUACCCGGAGCUCAGAACGGGCUUGCCCUUGAAGGACUUCGCGCUUGUUCUCUACACGCACGGGCAGCCAGGGUGCCCACGACCCUGUGACGAAGGCGAGCCGGAGGGGCACUUCGUUCCGUACAACCCCAAGGUGAAUCCUGAAGAUGAGGAUGAGGACAAGGAGUCACCAAAAUCCAAGUCCGACAAACGGAAGAUAGCAGAUGAUGAUGAGGAGGACGCCACGAGCGCAGCUGAGCCCAAGCAAAUUCAGCGACUGAAGAGUCUGCUGCGCUUUGAGCAUGCCAGCAAAACUGUGCAGAAAUUGCAGAUGUACAAGGAUGACUGCGCCAGGCCUGGUGUGCUUUGGACACCUGCCAUGUCUGACACGUUCGUCCGAAGUCUGAAGUCUUCAAAUGAGUGCCGCUUCCACUGCAGGAAGUAUGAUGGUGCCGGAUACUACCUGUACUAUGCCUCCUUGGGAAUUUGCCAUUGCGCGGUGUAUGGUGCGACGAAGCAGGAGGUGGCCGAUGUCAACAACCUGGCUGGCCGUGUGGAUUGCGGUGAGGACUGGGAGAAGGUCAACAAGGAGACUGCAAAGCUGGUGGAAGCUGUGGACAGCGGUUGCUUCAAGAUGAAUGUGGGCUAUGGACCCGCAGUCGGAGAGCCCAUUCCAACCAAGGUCAAGGAUGCCGUGGAAUGCCAAGAGAAGCUCCGUAGCUCUGGCAUGGCUGCAGCCCAACAUUUCGUGUUCUACCCGUUGGACAGCACCUGUCGCAUCGUGGCACCUGGCGCCCCUGAGAUGCGUGUGCCGGACAUCAUCUCUGGGCCGAAAACCUGCGAGGCGCAGCAGAUCCAAAUUGCGAUGAAGGCUGACUUCCGACAGAUGGCGCACACAGCAACGACUCGACGUUUGGUGUGGUUCAUCGGAGUGCCUUCUGGGGUGAUGAUGGUACUGCUCAUCGUCGGUGGCGCCAUCUUCAGCGUGCAGAAGCGAAUCCGACGAAGCACAGCCCGGGACUACUUCUUCAAGUCUAGGGGAGAGGACAUGGACCUGAGCAUGGGCCUUGACUUGGACGAUUGCAUCGAAGAAUGAGUUUGCCCGGAGCCCGCCCGCGGGGGAAUUUUCCACGGCCUGGGGCGGGCUGUGGCCAGAAACUGUGGAUGCAUUGUGUCACCCAGGGGAGUCCCGACGCACUUCACGAGAUGCCGAAUGUAUCAUCUGAGAAGAACGUCACCGGAACGUUGGAAGUCUCCUUGGCUAAAUAUUGCCACCGUAGCUAGCUUUCGGUAUUUCGGAGGGCUGCAACUGCACAAUGGCUAGUGCAGCCUGCAACUGUCUUGAGCCUGCCAGACCUUUGCUGCUAAGCCUGCCGCGGGGACGGCUGAUUCCUGUGCUGUCCUUGGGCAGGAAGCGAUUUGCUGUGGAACUUAGACCGCACGCUGCUUUGUAGGCAGGGG
Molecule: messenger RNA, 1844 nt
Organism: Effrenium voratum
Lineage: Eukaryota; Dinophyceae; Suessiales; Symbiodiniaceae
Source: the annotation of a GenBank genome assembly